GAUGCAGAGACCAGUUUCAUCCCUGACCAGGAGAAACUUAGUCAUCGCACAGUGUACAAACCAAACUGAUUCAUCAUUCAGUUAUAGAAGACUGCACGGUGGCUUGGGCAGUCCAGAGAAGGAGAGAGUGCAGGCCUCACAGUCAGAAGAGACCUUGAGAGGAGAUGAUGCAUCUACUUUUAUUCUUCUAGAGUCAUUUCCUGUGUCCCCCGGAAGUCCUGGCAUGAGGGGAUGUGCCGUGCGGUGCAGUGGAAUAUGGGCCUUGGGUGCAUAAACAGGCAUGACUCUGCAUUUGCCAUAUGAGGACUUUUACCUCAUUUCAGCUGAGAGAUGAGAACUGUUUCACUCGGCCAAGGCAAGCCCAUCAGCUUACUGAUUGGGUUUUGAUAUCCUUCUGUGAAGUUGAAAACACUUGACUUUCCUUGUUUUACUCAGAAAUUGAAGAACAUGUAUAAAUGAACUUCAGCUCUAAUUGUGUUUUAUGUAUGUGCAGACGUAUCAGUGUGAAUGAAACUGAAAGAUGGAAAAAAUUGAGUAACUUGCCUUUCCCUGGUAUAAAUACGAGUCAGUUUGGAAAAUGACCAGAGUGUUGUGUAAGUGUUUUCAGUGGGUGAAGCAGGGGAGCUCAGGUUACACAGCGUCUCCCAUGGUGGGGGUGGGGGGCAGCAAGUGACACAGCAGGCAGCAGACACUUACAUAAUCGUGACUUCAGAGGAUGGGAUUAGGCUGUGAAUGAAGCUCCCAGUCUCCGGAACAGGAUAUUAGAACGCAGCCCUAUUUAACCCAGAGACUGACUUCACUAUAGAAUCACCCACAGAUGCAUCCAUGACUGGGGAAAGAUAGUGGCAACAGGCAGAGGAGAAACAGCUCUGACACACAGAAGACAAUGAGUAUGCUAAAACCAAGCGGGCUUAAGGCCCCCACCAAGAUUCUGAAGCCUGGAAGCACAGCCUUGAAGACGCCUGCUGCUGUUGCUGCUCCAAUAGAAAAAACAAUAUCCAGUGAAAGAGCAUCAAGCACUCUGUCCUCUGAGACACAAGAGGAGUUUGUGGAUGACUUUCGAGUUGGGGAGCGAGUUUGGGUGAAUGGUAAUAAGCCUGGAUUUAUCCAGUUCCUGGGAGAAACCCAGUUUGCACCAGGCCAGUGGGCCGGGAUCGUUUUGGAUGAGCCCAUAGGCAAGAACGAUGGCUCAGUAGCAGGAGUUCGGUACUUCCAGUGUGAGCCUCUAAAGGGGAUAUUUACCCGACCUUCAAAGUUGACGAGGAAGGUGCAGGCAGAGGAUGAAGCUGAUGGCCCGCAGACACCUCACGCUUCCCGGGCGACUUCGUCUCUGUCCACUUCAGGAAUCAGCAUGGCGUCCUCGUCCCCAGCCACCCCCUCAAAUAUUCCCCACAAAUCAUCCCAACCAACCGCAAAGGAACCUUCAGCUACGUCUCAGAUCAGCAACCUUACGAAAACCGCCAGCGAAUCUAUCUCCAACCUUUCAGAGGCCGGCUCAAUCAAGAAAGGAGAGAGAGAACUCAAAAUCGGAGACCGAGUACUGGUUGGUGGCACGAAGGCCGGUGUAGUCCGGUUUCUUGGGGAGACAGACUUCGCCAAGGGGGAGUGGUGUGGCGUGGAGUUGGAUGAGCCUCUUGGGAAGAACGAUGGGGCUGUUGCUGGAACAAGGUAUUUUCAGUGUCAACCCAAAUAUGGCCUGUUUGCUCCGGUCCACAAAGUCACCAAGAUUGGCUUCCCCUCCACCACGCCAGCCAAAGCCAAGGCCGCCGCGGUGAGGCGAGUGAUGGCGACCACGCCCGCCAGCAUGAAGCGCAGCCCGUCUGCCUCCUCUCUCAGCUCCAUGAGCUCCGUGGCCUCCGUGAGCAGCAAGCCCAGCCGGACAGGACUGUUGACCGAAACCUCCUCCCGUUACGCCAGGAAGAUCUCCGGCACCACCGCCCUCCAGGAGGCCCUGAAGGAGAAGCAGCAGCACAUUGAGCAGCUGCUGGCCGAACGGGAUCUAGAGAGGGCGGAGGUGGCCAAGGCCACGAGCCACGUGGGGGAGAUAGAGCAGGAGCUCGCCCUGGCCCGGGACGGACACGACCAGCACGUCCUGGAAUUGGAGGCCAAGAUGGACCAGCUGCGAACGAUGGUGGAAGCUGCCGACAGGGAGAAGGUGGAACUUCUCAACCAACUUGAAGAGGAGAAAAGGAAGGUUGAGGACCUUCAGUUCCGGGUUGAAGAAGAAUCGAUUACUAAGGGCGAUCUUGAGCAAAAGAGCCAGAUUUCUGAAGAUCCUGAGAAUACGCAGACCAAACUGGAGCAUGCCCGCAUUAAGGAGCUUGAACAGAGCCUGCUCUUUGAAAAGACCAAAGCUGACAAACUCCAGAGGGAGUUAGAAGACACUAGGGUGGCCACAGUGUCAGAAAAGUCCCGCAUCAUGGAACUCGAGAAAGACCUCGCAUUGCGAGUGCAGGAGGUAGCUGAGCUGCGGAGGCGGCUGGAGUCCAAUAAGCCAGCUGGGGAUGUGGACAUGUCACUGUCCCUCUUGCAAGAGAUCAGCGCUUUGCAGGAGAAGUUAGAAGCCACCCAUAGUGACCACCAGAAAGAAGUCGCUUCUCUGAAGGAGCAUUUUGGAGCCCGGGAAGAAACGCACCAGAAGGAGUUAAAGGCUCUGCAGGCUGCCACAGAGAAGCUUUCCAAAGAGAAUGAGUCCCUGAAAAGCAAGCUCGACCAUGCCAACAAGGAGAAUUCAGACGUGAUCGCCCUGUGGAAGUCUAAGCUGGAGACAGCCAUCGCGUCCCACCAGCAGGCCAUGGAGGAGCUGAAGGUGUCCUUCAGCAAGGGGGUCGGCACCGAGACAGCCGAAUUCGCCGAGUUAAAAACGCAGAUAGAGAAAAUGAGACUGGACUACCAGCAGGAAAUAGAAAAUCUGCAGAACAAGCAAGACUCAGAAAGAUCUGCUCACACGAAAGAGCUUGAAGCCCUAAGGGCUAAGCUGAUGCAAGUCAUUAAAGAGAAAGAGAACAGUCUGGAAGCCAUCCAGUCGAAGUUGGACAAAGCGGAAGAGCAGCACCUAGUGGAAAUGGAGGACACCUUAAACAAACUGCAGGAAGCCGAGCUAAAGGUAAAGGAGCUAGAGGUGCUACAAACCAAAUGCAAUGAGCAAACCAAGGUUAUUGAUCAUUUUACAUCACAGCUCAAGGCUGCCGAAGAAAAGCUCUCAGACCUUGACGCGCUUCAGAAAGCCAGCUCCGAAGGUAAAUUGGAAAUCGAGAACCUCAGACAGCAGCUUGAGGCAGCUGAGAAACAGAUUAAAAACUUAGAGAUUGAAAAGGAUGCUGAAAGCAGCAAGGCUAGUAGCAUCACCAAAGAGCUGCAGGGAAAAGAGCUAAUGCUUAAUAACCUUCAGGAAAACUUGAGUGAAGUCAGUCGAGUGAAAGAGGCUUUGGAAAAAGAACUGCAGACUUUGAAAGAAAAGUUUGCUGAUGCUUCAGAGGAGGCAGUCUCUUUUCAGAGAAGUAUGCAAGAAACUGUAAAUAAAUUACAUCAAAAAGAGGAACAGUUUAACGCACUGUCUUCUGAACUGGAGAAGUUGAGAGAAAAUUUAACAGACAUGGAGGCAAAAUUUAGAGAGAGAGAUGAAAGGGAAGAGCAGCUGAUAAAGGCGAAAGAAAAACUGGAAAAUGACAUUGCAGCAAUAAUGAAAAUGUCUGGAGACAAUUCUUCUCAGCUGACAAAAAUGAAUGACGAACUACGUCUGAAAGAAAGAAAUGUAGAAGAAUUACAGCUGAAACUAACCAAGGCUAAUGAAAAUGCAAGCCUUCUGCAGAAAAGUAUUGGGGAAGUAACUCUCAAAGCUGAACAGAGUCAGAAAGAAGCAGCUAAAAAGCAUGAGGAAGAAAAGAAAGAACUGCUGAGAAAACUGUCAGACCUGGAAAAGAAGAUGGAAAUGAGCCGGAACGAAUGUCAAGAUCUGAAAGCCAGGUACGAGGAAGCCAGUUCCGAGAGCAAAGCCAAGCACGAAGAAGUCCUGCAGAACUUCCACAAGCUGCUACGGGACACAGAGGAGCGGCUGAAGGCCGCACAGGAGGAGAACCACGAGCUGCUGCAGAAGCUGGAGGAGCUGGGGAAGCAAGCCGACAGAGCCAGAUCGCUAACUUACUUAUUAACAUCAGCCAAAAGAGAAAUUGAACUAAUGUCAGAAGAGCUGAGGGGUCUGAAAUCAGAGAAGCAGCUUCUUGCCCAGGAGGGGAAUGCUUUAAAGUUAGAAAAAGGUUCACUUCUGUCCAAACUUGUAGAGUUGGAGGCCAAAAUAACUUUACUUCAGGAGGACCAACAGAAGCUCUGGUCAGUAAAUGAAACUCUUAAUUUAGAAAAGGAGAAAAUCUGGGAAGAAAAGCAAGACGCUGAAAAGCUUUAUCAGCAGGAACAACUCGAUAGAGCAGCUUUGGCUGUGGAGAGAGAGAAAUUACUGAAAGAGAUCAAUAUCACACAGGAGGAACUGUUGAAGAUAAAUACGGAAAACGAGUCUUUGCAGGCUUCCGAAGCAAGCUUGCAGGCACUCGCAGAGGAACUGCAGUUCAGCAAAGAUAUUCUAAUGGCCGAGUCUCAGAAGUAUCGGGAAGAAAAAGAUCACCUGGAGAAUCGUAUCAAGAAGCUGGUCACUGAAAACCUCGCAUUGGCUAAAGAUAAAGAUGAAAUUAUUCAGAAGCUUCAGAGCUCCUAUGAGGAGCUGGUCAAAGAUCAGAAGAGCUUGGUGCAGGAGAUCGAGGAUCUUACAAUAGAGAAAAAGUCAACUUUGGAGAAACAAUCAGGUCUUGACAACAUGUGUAUAGCCCUAAAGGUCGAAAGAGAUCGUCUUCUUCAGAGCAGCAAAGACCUGCAGUUCAAGAAGGACAUGCUGCUUCAAGAUCAGGAAAAGCUGAACACCAGUCUGGAGACUGCCCUCCAGGUCAAACAUCUGCUCAGCACAGAAGCCGGCGAGCUCCGCGCACAGCUGGAGGAGGCUGGCAAGGCACUGAGGAAAGCUGAGCUGGAGAUUCUGCAACUGCAGGCCACGAACACAAGCCUCACAAACCUGCUGGAAGAAAUUAAGACCAGCCGGGAGAUCACAGACUCUGAGUGCAUCCAGCUUCUGCACGAAAAAGAGACCUUAACCUCUUCCGAGAGGAGGCUCUUGGCUGAGAAAGAAGAACUGCUAAAUGAAAAUAGGCUCAUCACCGAAAAACUCAGCAAAUCCUCAGAAGAGUCCGCCCGCAUCGAGAUGAACCUGAAUGAGAAGAUCACGUACCUCACUUCUGAGAAGGAGCUGGUUUGUCAGAAAAUCACUAAGCUCAAAAAGCAGCAGGAUAACCUCUUGAAAGAAAAAUCGGUACUGGAGAUGCGGAAUGGGGAUUUACUGGUAGAAAGAGAGAACUCCAUGAAGGCCAUGGAAGACCUUAAAAAGAAAUAUGAUCAAGAGUCAGCCAACAGAAGAAUCGUUGUGCACGAGAAGAUGAAACUGCUCAGCAAUCUCGAUGCUCUGAAGAAAGAGCUUCAAGAGAGAGAAAAGGAAAACCAAGAGCUCACAGCCACCAAGUGUGAUCUCUCUCUGAUGCUAAAAGAGGCCCAAAACGCCAAAAAGAUGCUAGAAAAAGAACACACUGACGUAUUGCAAGCCAAGGAGAGUUUAAAUGCUGAACUCAAGGCCUGCUGUUCUGAAAAGAACAUCUUGUUAAGGGACGGGUUGAAUCUGCAAGAAGAGUGUCAGAAGUUAAACGAGAAGAUUCACACAAUGCAACAGUCCCUUGUGCUGGAGAAAGAAGCCAGGACGCAGGACAAAGAGUCGUCCUUGUACGAGAGCAACAAACUCCAUGGGAAGGUGGCGCUCCUGGAACAGGAGGUGGAGAAGCUGAGAACCUGCACCCAGGAGCUCCAGUCUGAAAACUACACGCUUGUCCAAGGUAAGACCAACUCGGAGCAGAAAGUGGCUGACAUCAUCAAGGAGAAGGAACUCCUGAGAGCAGAGACGGUGCGUUUGGCCACCUACAUAGAGACUCUGAAGAGUGACUUUGCUGCCUUGUCCAAGUCCAAGUUGGAACUGCAGGAACUGCAUGGCUACCUCACCAAGAUGCUGGACGACCUGCAGCUGAAGCACGAGGUGACCCUGGCCAAGCAGGCCAAGGCGACGCAGGACAACAGGAAACUCCUGGCCGAGAAAAGAGAGAUGAUGCUGAAAAACGACGAGCUCCUGAAGGAGAAGGAGAAGCUGGCCGAAAGCUACUUCCUCCUCCAGAAAGAGAUCAGCCAGCUGGCCAAAACCAACAGCCACAUCUCAGCCAACCUCCUGGAGUCUCAAAACGAAAACCGUAUUUUGAGGAAAGACAAGAGCAAGCUCGCUCUAAAAAUCAGAGAGCUCGAGACCCUGCACUCCUUUACGGCCGCUCAAACCGCUGAAGAUGCCAUGCAGAUAAUGGAACAGAUGACCAAAGAGAAGACCGAAACACUGGCCUCCUUGGAAGAUUCCAAGCAAACAAAUGAAAAACUGCAGAAUGAAUUGGAUACACUUAAAGAAAACAACUUGAAAAACGUGGAAGAGCUGAACAAAUCAAAAGAGCUUCUGACAGUAGAGAACCAAAAAAUAGAAGAAUUCAAGAAAGAAAUGCAUCUGGUGAGGGAGGAUCUGAGCAUCAAGAGAAGAUUCCCUCACCAACCUCCCUGUGCCAUAAUCCCACCUCUGAGCUCCCUGGGCCGUACUAGAGAAACCCUAAAGCAGGCAGCAGCUCAGAAGUCCCAGCAGCUCUCAGCGCUGCAAGAAGAGAACGUGAAACUUAACGAGGAGCUGGGGAGGAGCAGGGACGAAGUCACCAGUCACCAAAAGCUGGAAGAAGAGAGAUCAGUGCUCAAUAAUCAGUUGUUAGAAAUGAAAAAGAGAGAAUCCAAGUUAAUAAAAGACGCAGAUGAAGAAAAAGCUUCCUUGCAGAAAUCCAUCAGUAUCACUAGUGCCUUACUCACAGAAAAGGAUGCCGAGCUGGAAAAACUGAGAAAUGAGGUCACGGCGCUCAGGGGAGAGAACGCGUCCGCCAAGUCCUUGCAUUCAGUUGUUCAGUCUCUAGAGUCUGAUAAGGUGAAGCUUGAGCUCAAGGUAAAGAACUUGGAGCUUCAACUCAAAGAAAACAAGAGGCAGCUCAGCAGCUCCUCAGGUAAUACUGAUACUCAGGCAGAAGAGGAUGAAAGAGCCCAGGAGAGUCAGCAAAUGAUUGACUUCCUCAAUUCAGUAAUAGUGGACCUUCAGAGGAAGAAUCAGGACCUCAAGAUGAAGGUGGAGAUGAUGUCAGAAGCAGCCCUGAAUGGGAAUGGGGACGACCUGAACAACUACGACAGCGAUGACCAGGAGAAACAGUCCAAGAAGAAACCCCGCCUCUUCUGUGACAUAUGUGACUGCUUUGAUCUCCACGACACAGAGGAUUGUCCCACCCAGGCCCAGAUGUCCGAGGACCCACCCCACUCCACACACCACGGCAGUCGGAGCGAGGAACGCCCCUACUGUGACAUCUGUGAGAUGUUUGGGCACUGGGCUACCAACUGCAAUGACGAUGAGACCUUCUGAUGAAGCCUUCCACCCAGAACUGGGCUCUCUCAGAUGCACUGGCGUGUAGGCAACUGACCACCAGCAUUAUGCGUGCAGACUUCAGGAGAACUCACAUUAUUUUUGACCCCCAUCAACAAAUCUAAGAAAAUAUUUCGAUCUUCCACAAAAUCGCCCUUUUAGUUAGAAUAAUAAAUAAAGGGGGGUUUUCACCUCUGAUUUUUGUCUUCUUGAUUUUUAAAAAGUAUUCCAUUGCACCAGAUGCCAUUACACUAACCGUCCCUAUGAGGGAGACCUCACAGAACGACUCCUAGCCUUUCAGUACCUUAUUUAAGUUAACUUUAAAUUAUGCCGUUCCUCUUCAUAUUUGCACUAAAAUAUUUCCAGGCUGCAUUUGUAUAUUUAGAUGUUUGGGUUAAGCUUUGACACUGGAAUGAGUUGAAAAAAAUGUAUGCCACUUUGCAUUUUCAUCUACUCGUUUAUUUUUAGUCAAAGAAAUAGCUGAGUUCUUUGCACUACCCAAUGUCAGUAGUGCCUUUAUUUCAGGCUUGAUGAUACUUUUAGGUGUGAUUAUAAAAUCAUGAAACAGGUAAAGGGAGGGGGAAGCCCCCAAACUGCUGUGGGGACGUUUUAUUAUAAUCUUGAUGCUGCACCCACUUUACUCUACUGUGGUGUUUUGUUUAUCCAUUUUGCAUAAUUUCAGCUUCUAUAUAUUAUAUGUAUAUAUUUUUGUAAAAUCUAUAUUUUGGGGAAAAAACCUAUACAGUAUGUCUUUCUUUUCAGAUUUUUAUCUUUAUGAAAAAGGAAACACUUAAAAUGUUCAUCAGGACGUGAUGCACUAGGCCAGGAUCAGCAUCACGUGGCUUCGCAGCUGUGUGUUCUCUGUUUUCAUUUUCUUUCUUUAUCAGGAAUAAAUGGGAGAAUUUUCUCCAGGUUUUGUUUUUCUUCUCCAACAAAUAUCCCCAGCAGUCGGUUAAUUAGAUAAUAAGCCACUCUAAAACACCUAAAUGAACCAGUCUACAAUCUUUACAACUUUUUUUUUUUACUGUGUUUUUAGAUGAAUAUACUAUGAGAAAUUCAACAUUAAUAGUUUUGGAUUUUCUUAUCACAAAAAAUAAAAUGAAGGACCUCAACCACAAGUUUAGUAACCAGUUUGAAUCUAUUUAUCUUUAUUUGAAUGUCUUUUAGAAUAUGUAAAAAAUAAUAAAUAAAUGUAUCUUCCAGGAGACAUGUAUAAUAAAAACUUCUAUAAUUGUACAUAUGCCUUUGAUGUAUUUUCCCCUCCAGAUUAUCAACUAUGUGUUUGACAAGUGAAAAAUAAAUAUGUAAUCAGUUGAAAUUUGGGAUUAUAAACAAACAUCCUAAUAGGAACUGUUUCACAAACACAAAAUGUAAAGCAGUAUUAAAAUCCAAGCAAACAAGUGUUCUGUAACUACUUUAAUAAAUGGUUAUUCUUUUUUGCCAGUGUA
This is a messenger RNA of Bubalus bubalis (water buffalo), 9018 nucleotides long. RefSeq names its product CAP-Gly domain containing linker protein 1 (gene CLIP1). Bases 887 to 7570 code for a protein of 2227 amino acids. The record is from RefSeq and is a predicted model, not a curated record. Gene Ontology annotation, biological process: cytoplasmic microtubule organization; positive regulation of microtubule polymerization. The transcript has 29 exons. Lineage: Eukaryota; Metazoa; Chordata; Mammalia; Artiodactyla; Bovidae. Gene Ontology annotation, cellular component: microtubule plus-end; nucleus; cytoplasm. Gene Ontology annotation, molecular function: microtubule plus-end binding.